AUGUAUGCCUGCCCAUUCUCAAAGAAAGAGUCUCCAAGAUCUAUCUCUAAGGCAUCUAGCGUCAUUCCUUGGCUCUUGUGGAUAGAUAUAGCAUAUGCUAUCUUGAGAGGCAUGAAUUCUAUCCAAUUUGUCAUGCGCUUGUUGGGUAAGUUUGACCUCCUCCUCAUCGGAAAUAUCAUCCACUACACCCCUGCUUCCAUUCACAAUCCCUUCGGUUAUAAGCAACGGCUGAAGCUGCCCAAGUACAACGUGGAUGAAGAAGAUCUCUCCGAGUACGGCAAGCGCCUAGGGCUCAAGGCGCUCGAUGAGGACCUCGUCGUCGAGCAUGUCGCCGGUGGAGCGGUUGUGAUGCUGCUGCCUGGAGGUGACGAGGGGCUUGGCGUGGACGUACUCGAAGUCAAGGGAGUCAUCAUCGUCGAUAGGGGACUGGAGGAGGAGCUUGGGGCUUCCAUCGUCACCAUGCAGUCAUCCCUUCUUGAUCCCCUCUCGCCCACUGCUAUGAACCCCAAGCUCCUCCUCCAGUCCCCUAUCGACGAUGAUGACUCCCUCGGCUUCGAGUACGUCCACGCCAAGCCCCUCGCCACCCGGCAGCAGCGCUACAACCGCUUCAUCGGCGACAUGCUCGACGACGAGGUGCUCGUGGAGGCCUGCAGGAGGACGGAAGUGACGGUCGGCUUGACCCGAUCCCGCUCACUUAUGGAGACUUGCGAAUAUGUGGCAGGAUAG
Guillardia theta CCMP2712 is the source of this 726-nucleotide messenger RNA. RefSeq lists its product as hypothetical. The record is from RefSeq and is a predicted model, not a curated record. The transcript has 6 exons. The coding region runs from base 1 to 726 and encodes 241 amino acids. NCBI's taxonomy places the organism in Eukaryota, Cryptophyceae, Pyrenomonadales, Geminigeraceae.